AUGGCAAUGAACCGGCUGAAGCGCUGGACAAGUUUCAGUGUGCCACCGAGGGAACUGAGCCCAGCAGAGAGUCUUCAGAGCCAAAUCCGAAAGCAGGAUUUUGUCUUAGGGAGCUUCCUGGUCCCCUACAUCAUCAUGCUCAUCCUGGAGGGAAUGCCGCUCCUGUACCUGGAGUUGGCGGUGGGGCAGCGCAUGCGGCAGGGCAGCAUUGGAGCCUGGAGGACCAUCAGCCCGUACCUCGGUGGUGUUGGUGUCGCCAGCGUGGUGGUCUCCUUCUUCCUGUCCAUGUACUACAACGUCAUCAACGCCUGGGCCUUCUGGUACAUCUUCCACUCCUUCCAGGAUCCCCUGCCGUGGUCCGUCUGCCCGUUGAACGCUAACCGCACAGGCUACGACGAGGAGUGUGAGAAGGCGUCCUCCACGCAGUACUUCUGGUACAGGAAAACCCUCAACAUCUCCCCCUCCAUCCAAGAGAACGGGGGUGUGCAGUGGGAGCCUGCACUGUGCCUGAUUCUGGCCUGGCUUGUGGUGUAUCUCUGCAUUCUGAGAGGGACCGAGUCCACCGGGAAGGUGGUGUAUUUCACCGCGUCGCUGCCCUACUGCGUCCUCAUCAUCUACCUGGUGAGGGGCCUCACACUCCAUGGAGCCACCAACGGCCUGGCCUACAUGUUCACUCCCAAGCUGGAGCAACUGGCCAACCCCAAGGCCUGGAUCAACGCGGCCACCCAGAUUUUCUUCUCGCUCGGCCUGGGGUUCGGCAGCCUGAUCGCCUUUGCCAGCUACAACGAGCCCUCCAACAACUGUCAGAAGCACGCCAUCAUCGUCUCCCUCAUCAACAGCGCCACCUCCAUCUUCGCCAGCAUCGUCACCUUCUCCAUCUACGGCUUCAAGGCCACCUUCAACUACGAGAACUGCCUAAACAAGGUGAUUCUGCUGCUGACCAAUUCUUUUGACCUUGAAGACGGCUUUUUGACCCCCAGCAACCUGGAGCAAGUGAAGAGCUACCUCGCCUCCGCCUACCCGAGCCAGUACGGCGAGGUGUUCCCACGGAUCACAAACUGCAGCCUGGAAGCGGAGCUGGACACGGCGGUGCAGGGGACGGGACUGGCCUUCAUCGUCUACACGGAGGCCAUCAAGAACAUGGAGGUGUCCCAGCUGUGGUCCGUGCUCUACUUCUUCAUGCUGCUGAUGCUGGGCAUCGGGAGCAUGCUGGGCAACACGGCGGCCAUCCUCACCCCUCUGACCGACAGCAAGGCCAUCACCAGGCACCUGCCCAAAGAGGCGAUCUCAGGUCUGGUGUGUCUCAUCAGCUGCGCCGUGGGCAUGGUGUUCACCAUGGAGGCGGGCAACUACUGGUUCGACAUUUUCAACGACUACGCCGCCACGCUGUCCCUGCUGCUCAUCGUGCUGGUGGAAACCAUCGCUGUGUGCUACGUGUAUGGGCUAAGGAGAUUUGAAGGGGACCUUCAGUCCAUGACUGGCCGUAAUCUGAAUUGGUACUGGAAGAUCAUGUGGGCCGGCGUGAGCCCCCUGCUCAUCAUCAGCCUCUUACUCUUCUACCUGAGCGACUACAUCCUCACUGGGACCCUGCAGUACCAAGCCUGGGAUGCCUCUCAGGGCCAGCUGGUGACCAAGGACUACCCUGCGUAUGCGCUGGUCUUCAUCGGACUGCUCGUGGCCUCCGCCACCAUGUGCAUUCCCCUGGUGGCCCUGGGGACUUUCGUCAUGCACCAACUCAAGCGUGGGGAUGCAGCCCCCGUGGCCUGAGCACCGGGCUCCCCAGAGACCACAGAAUGAAUGACGGGGCGCCGCCCAGUCCACCAACUUCCCACGACUUGACAGGGGAGUUGGGAGCCGGAGGAACUCCUGAGAACCCCCAUUUCCCUGAGCCGCCCCCUCAUCCAUGGGGGCGCUGCUGGCCAGGCCAGUCUCAGAGCUGGCGGCUCUCGUGAACGGGCACAGGCGGCGAGAUGAACUCCGGCCACUGGUUCCACAGAAUCAAAUCCAAGCAUUUCUGUUGUUGUCGAAAAGACCCCAAGGCAUUAGAGGGAUUUAACACGUUUGAGGAAUCUAGCGUCUGAGCGGACAUAGCAGGAUGCCACUGGUGUGAACUUCAUUCUUUUCUCACUGGGGUGGGAGGGGACAGUGCGGUUUCUUCUGUCCCGCAUCCCCACCACCAAGUACUAAGGUUGGCCACAAAUGGGGUCCCCCAAGGGGGUCACCGUUCUCUCAUCUGCGAGACCUCUCUACCCACGUUGCCCCAACGACACUGCGUGCAGUGGACCCGCUUCACCUGUACAGAAGCGAGUUUUCUAAAGUGUACAUAAGUGAGCAGAGCAGCCUGGCACACAACACAUUAUUUAUGACAUCGCAUCGGUCUCCUGUCGUUUCAACCCUAAUGAAGUGGGUCAAGGCUCCCCCCAAGGUGAGAGGGCCCCUUCCUGCUCUCCUAUCCCAUGCUGGGUUGAGGUCAGGGGAUUCCAGAACGUUCCUCUGAGAUGUCCCGCUCACCUUGCCUGUAACUUCUUUCUCAUGCUGCGGAUUUCCCAACAGCAAACAUUAGCCUUAUAAAGGGCCCCUGCUUUCUGGAGCUGCCAUCUCUACUUUCAGCUUUGUAACCCAAUGUUUUUAUUAAAAAGACGGUUGUAUUUAAAACGUG
Messenger RNA from Echinops telfairi (small Madagascar hedgehog), 2659 nucleotides. RefSeq names its product solute carrier family 6 member 20 (gene SLC6A20). Bases 1 to 1767 code for a protein of 588 amino acids. The record is from RefSeq and is a predicted model, not a curated record. The transcript is spliced from 11 exons. Gene Ontology annotation, biological process: sodium ion transmembrane transport. Gene Ontology annotation, molecular function: L-proline transmembrane transporter activity. Lineage: Eukaryota; Metazoa; Chordata; Mammalia; Afrosoricida; Tenrecidae. Gene Ontology annotation, cellular component: plasma membrane.